AUGGUAAUUGUUUUACCGAUUUGUGCGGCGGUUGACGUCGAGGUCCGCAACAUAGUUGGCAACGCUAUAAAGCGCGUGGAAAUACUAGGCUGUACUGCUGAGCCCUGUACCCUUACCUUGGGCAAACCAAUCAACGUAUCUAUCACAUUUCAGGCCGACUUUGAAGUACCCGAAGAUUCCCCUACCAUUGAAACAUUCAUAAACUUAUGGACCGAUUAUUAUCGAUACGAUCCACAGUAUGCGGUCACCAAUUAUGAUGAAAAAAGGGAUGUCGUCCUAAAGAGCACAUACACUGUAGUGAAAACCAUUUGGAUUUGUACCGACAAAGUCUAUUACGAAUAUAACGAUCCUGAUCAAUCUGCUCCUAACUAUGGCACACCCCUUGGCAUUCGUGAUGUUGUAUUUCAGCUUACCGAUCACGGUUGGUACUACAAAAAUAAGAACAGAUAA
Messenger RNA from Medioppia subpectinata, 450 nucleotides. NCBI's taxonomy places the organism in Eukaryota, Metazoa, Arthropoda, Arachnida, Sarcoptiformes, Oppiidae. The record is from the annotation of a GenBank genome assembly.